UAAAAGAGAGGAGAGCAGAAGAACAACCAACAAGACGGAGUCACACUCAACAGAGUCCCGCCAGCCAUAAGGAUCAAGUUCAAGCUGUGUGUCUCUCUCCUCCCUGUCUGCUGCUAUGUGGAAGGCUGCAGUGCUGGUGUUUGGCCUGCUGGUGGCGCUGGUGGGCCGGGGCGAGGCCAGCGAGGGUCUGCCCUCCAUCUACGGGGUGAAGCUGUGUGGGAGGGAGUUUAUCAGAGCCGUCAUCUUCACCUGCGGAGGGUCCCGCUGGAGGAGGUCACCUGGGGAGACAGGUGACCUUUCCCUCGACGGUGAAGGUGAGGCCUACAACCCCUGGAGCUCCAACUCCAUCCUCGGACUCGCCAGCCAUCAAAGCCCAGGCCUGGAGGCCCCAGCCCGGGCAGGGGACGCCAGAGACACGGGGUCCGCCGGAGCCGCGACCGGCUUCAACCGAUUGGCUCGCUCGCCCAUGUUAGAGGAAGUGCUGGAGGCUCUUCGCAGUGCGGACAGGAAGGGCCGGGACGUUGUGGUGGGGCUGUCCAACGCCUGCUGCAAGUGGGGCUGCAGCAAGAGUGAGAUCAGCUCUCUGUGCUGAUCUCCUACCUCUCCUCCUCCUUCUCCUCCUACCUCUCCUCCUCCUCCUCAUAGCUCAAGAAAAGGAUGACGGCAAACCAUGCACUGACAUUGUAUCACUUGCUGAUAGGAAAUGGAGUGUUUGAAUAAAAUUUGUGUUUUGAAACUGG
This is a messenger RNA of Osmerus eperlanus (European smelt), 740 nucleotides long. RefSeq names its product relaxin 3b (gene rln3b). NCBI's taxonomy places the organism in Eukaryota, Metazoa, Chordata, Actinopteri, Osmeriformes, Osmeridae. The transcript has 3 exons. Gene Ontology annotation, cellular component: extracellular region. The coding region runs from base 116 to 592 and encodes 158 amino acids. Gene Ontology annotation, molecular function: hormone activity; G protein-coupled receptor binding. The record is from RefSeq and is a predicted model, not a curated record.